CAGAUGUGCAAGACGUGGUGGAAAUUUUUGUUCAGGGUCAUUGAAAAAAUUGGCAGAUGGCACAAUUAUUAAUACUAAACCACAUAAUGGCCACCAAACUCGGAAUGCUAAUGAAACAUUGGUCAGAGCAUUCAGGGAAGUGCUUAAAAGAAGGGCUUCAUCUGAAAAUGCGACAUUGAGGCAUAUUUAUGAUGAAGAAGCUAGAAGAAAUCCUGAAGCUUCUAACAUUUAUCCUUAUUCGACUGCUGAAAGUAUCAUGCGAGUAGCCAGAAGAUCUUCUCUGCCAUCUCUACCCCAUUCUCUGGCUGAUUUGGCAAGUAUUUUUGAUGAUGGACGUUUAAAUCGGUACUCUUGCUGUGGCGAGAUCAUGUUUAAAAGUUGUUUACAUGAUGUUGAUGGCCGAGCAAGCAUGGUUUUUUCAUGCACGUCAUUAUUGCAAUUAGUUUUGGCUAAUAAUAUUGAAGAAGUCCAUGUAGAUGCCACUUUUAAGGUUGUUCCGUUUAAUAUGGGAAGUCAGUUGUUAACUGUUCAUUGUAUGAUUGACAAUUACUCUAUACCUAUAGUAUACUGCCUUAUGGAAUGUAAAACAAGAAACAGCUACAACUGCCUUUUCAACUUUUUAAAGACUAAUCUGUUGGUCAACCUUAAUCCAUCUGUCAUAAUAACGGAUUAUGAAACAGCUCUAAGAGAUACCCUCUCAUUUAUAUUUCCAACUGCACGAAUCACAGGUUGUUGGUUUCACCACAACCAAGCAGUUUGGCGAAAUAUGAAAAAAAGAGGGUUUUUAAGAUUGGUUAAUACAAAUGAAUUUGCUUCAAAAGCCCUACGGAUGUUAUUUGCAUUACCAUUGCUACCGCCUGGUGAUAUUCAACGAGCAUUUGACACAGUAAGAAUGUUUGCUGAGAAUCAUGAAAUACCGAUGGCAAGCUUAUUUGAUUACUAUGAAAACUAUUGGCUCAGACAAGUGGGAUCGAACGUUGUUUCAGUCAAUGGAUUACCUAGACGAACAAACAAUCACCUUGAAAGUUUUCACAAUACUCUGCGGAACAAAUUCGCUGUAGCACACCCUAAUUUAUGGAUAUUUUUAGAUCACCUCUCUCACCUAAGUAUGAGCUUCCACACAAUUAUGAAUCAACUUAAUAAUAAUUUACGGCCAACAAGAAACCAUAGAAUUAAUUAUAGAAAUUUAAAUUCUAUUCAACAUGCUUGCCAACAAUAUGCUCUUGGGCUGAUAUCUUUAUGGCAGUUUCUUGAAAGAAUGUCACAUGCUACAACAGCAUAUGAACAGCAGCAACGAAAUUGGGCGCUACAUGUUGAUAAUGAACUGCCAUUACUGCCAAUAGUUCAACCAGCAGCACCAGUAGUCGCUGAUCUAGUACCAGUAGCUGUUGAUUUAGCACCAGUAGCCGCUGAUCUAGUACCAGUAGCUGCUGAUUUAGCACCAGUGGCCGCUGAUCUAGUACCAAUACCUGCUGAUCUAGUACCAGUAGCCGCUGAUCUAGUACCAGUAGCCGCCAAUCUAGUACCAGUACCUGCUGAUCUAGUACCAGUAGCCGCUGAUCUAGUACCAGUAGCCGCCAAUCUAGUACCAGUUGCCCCAGCAGAAGCAAUUGUGUUAGCACCACUAUUACAUCAGAGGCUUCAUGUUGAACUGCCUGACAAUGAAAGGCAAAUCGUUCGUGGUCAUCCUUACCACCUACAAGAGAAUGGGAGGCAUAGACACCGGAGUCCAAGAGUAGAAAGACGUGGUAGAAGACAAAAUGAUAUAAUCCAAGCUUUUUAUGCAGAACUCGAAAAUGAUGUAGAGCUACAACAAGAAAAUGAAAUUCUUGAAAUAUGCAUAAUUUGCUAUAAUGGCAUUUCCACUACUACAAUAGUGCCCUGCCAACACCAUUUCUGUAGGGUAUGCAUUGAAAGGUGGAUGCGAGAAGGUAGAAGAUGUUGUCCGCUAUGUAGAACUGACAUCAUUAUGCUACAAUAUUUAUCUCAAGAAUAAUAGUCAAUCAGUACCCAAGAGUGCCCACCAGGUCAAAAAAAUUGUUCAUUUUAUUUACUAAGAUUGUAAUGAUUAUUUAUAAUAAAUUAUAAGUUAACACUCAAUCACUGGUUGU
Molecule: messenger RNA, 2111 nt
Organism: Aphis gossypii (cotton aphid)
Lineage: Eukaryota; Metazoa; Arthropoda; Insecta; Hemiptera; Aphididae
Exons: 9
Coding region: 257-1996 (579 amino acids)
Molecular function (GO): metal ion binding
Source: RefSeq, a predicted model, not a curated record